This is a messenger RNA of Chondrus crispus (carragheen), 1002 nucleotides long. RefSeq lists its product as hypothetical. Bases 1 to 1002 code for a protein of 333 amino acids. NCBI's taxonomy places the organism in Eukaryota, Rhodophyta, Florideophyceae, Gigartinales, Gigartinaceae. The transcript is spliced from 3 exons. The record is from RefSeq and is a predicted model, not a curated record.
AUGCAAACGAUGGGGCUCGAAAUGUCUGCUAAAGCGGAAGGUCUUGGUAUCACACAAAAUGAAAUGGAAUCUCUUGUGCGACGCAUCUUGGAUGGUGCAGACCUGAGUAAAACGACUGGGAAAAUAGUACGUGAAAGGGUAAUAAAGGAGAUCGGCGAACGAGCCGGGCCUGACAUGCGGGCCCUGAAGCAUUCCAUUCGUGACGCACUGAAGAAUGUGUUAAACGGACAUGCACAGGAGAUCUCGCAACCUGCUCAACAGCCUUCUCCUGUCUCAAAGCCGAAUUCAGAUAAGGGCAUCGCGAAUGGAAACCAAGUGAAAAGGGAUGUGGGCAAACACGGCACAAAAACGAAAAGUUCUGCCGCUGCCGCUGGUGGCCAUGCUGCUCUGGCAGGUACUGCAGCCCAGGAUUCUGUGGAUGAGAACGAACAUCCCAGCGUGCAAAUGAAAAAAUCGGAACCGACUGUGCCCAUGCAAAGAAAGCGAAGAGCUCGAACUGUCGUCGAUGAGGAUGAAGAUGACGAGAACAUCGAUGAAACUGUCCAUGAUGACGACGAAGCUUUCGAUAAUGGUGUUGGAGGCAGUAAACUUGAUCCGAAGUCAGAGAAAGCGGAGUCUAGACCAAGGCCUGCGAAAAAGGGAAGCUCCGUUUCCCAUCUAAAUCAGUCACCCAGUAUUCAAACAAUUGGCGCGAAUUCCAGAAAGGUUGUUGCACCGACUUCAACUCCUCGGCCAGCGAAGCGCUCGCGCCCAAACACCUCUGCUGAAAGACGUCUGGAAAAGCUGCGUAGCAUUUGCAGGCAACUCGGCUCUAUGGCCCCGCCCGCGCGAAUGCGAGGCAAAUCUGUUCCAGACAAAUGCACCGCGGUGUUGGAAUAUCUACGGCAGAAGGGAAUUGAAGAUCCAGACCCAACAUCACUGACGAGGAAAGAAGUUGCCGUUCAUCGGGCGAGACUUGAACAAGAAAAAGAGCUUGCUGGGCUUGAUACAAGGCAUGGCUAA